ACACUGUAUCUCUUUAGUAUCCUUAUAGAAGCAUAGAAACUACUUCUGCUACUACUCUCACACAGUGCUUGAGACUGACAGAUCUUCACUGCAAACAUGAACAGCAAAGUUUCUCAGUCUGGAAUCCAACUGCAUACACAAAAUGAGGAGAUCCGCAUUGUUCUGGUCGGGAAGACAGGAGCUGGGAAAAGUGCUGCAGGAAACACCAUUCUAGUGGAAAAAGCUUUCCCAUCAAAAGCCUCCUCUGUUUCUCAGACAAAAACAUGUGAGAAGAGAAGAGGGAAGGUGGGUGAGCAAAGUGUAGCUGUUAUUGACACCCCAGGUUUGUUUGAUACUUCAUUGUCUAAUGAAGAGUCACUGAAAAAGAUUGCUAAAUGCAUCUCUUUCUCUGCACCUGGUCCCCAUGUGUUCCUGGUUGUGAUCCAGCUGGGAAGAUUCACUGAAGAGGAACAGAGAACUGUGGAGAUGAUUAAGACAUUAUUUGGUGAUGAAGCAUCCAAAUACGCCAUGGUUCUCUUCACACAUGGAGACUUUCUUCAUGGUGAUGAUGAUGAUGAUGAUGUAACAAUUGAACAGUUCCUGCUUGAAAAUCCAGAUCUGGAUAGUGUUAUUUCCCAAUGCAAUGGGGGAUAUCAUGUCUUCAACAAGAAAGAUAAGAAUCCCUCCCAGGUCACUGAGCUGCUUGAGAAGAUAAACAAGAUGGUGAAGAUGAAUGGAGGAAGCCACUACACCACUGAGAUGUUCCAGCAGGCUGAGAGAGCGAUUGAAGAGGAGAAGAACAGGAUCCUGAGAGAGAAUGAAGAGAAGAUAUGCAGACAGGAGGAGAAACUGAAGAAAGAAAAAAUGAUCCAAGAGGCUCGGGGAAAAGAGCUUAAAGAGAAGAAUGAGAGGAUCCUGAGAGAGAACGAAGAGCAGAAACGCAGACAGAAGGAACUGAAGACAGAUUCACAAGAGGCUCAGGAGAAAGCUAUUAAAGAGGAGAAGAAGAGAAUCCAGAGAGAGAAGGAAGAGCAGAGACUCAGGGAGGAGGAACUGGAGAAACUGAAACUGGAAAAAGAGGCUAAAGAUAAAGAAAUAAAGGAGUUGAGGGAAAAACAUGAAAGGGAGGCAAGAGAGAGUGCUGAAGGAACAAAUGGCUUUAUAGAUAGUUUUAUUCAAAAAGUUGCUGAAGUGUGGAAAACAUUGGGGAAAGCAGUAAAAGAUAGGUGCAGUACACAAUGAAAAUCUGAAACAAUGCUGUUCGAGAGUCCCAAGCUUAAUCACAUUGAAUGCAUUCAUAUACAGUGUACACUGUUGCCAUUCUACUGUUAUAGCCUGUAACUAUAGCAUUGACUUCUAUAGAUGUAUAUUCUAUAGCUUACAUAAAGCUUUAUGACAUUUAUCCUGGCUCUGCUGUGUCUGUGAUUUGUUUCCAUUUAUGUCAAUAGUAAACAUUAUGUAAUGACAAUUUAAGACAAAUACUAGAUAACAUUGAAUGUAAUCUACUGUUUCAUUUAUAUUCAAUGAGGACAUUUUCUUAAAAUAACACAAAUAAUCAUCAUGACAGUUUAUUAAAGCUGGUAAUUAGCUACAGAUGUGAUUUUAGGGUAGCUUUCAUGCAUUGGCAUUAUAUAUCAAAUAUGUUUUAAUCAACAACAAAAAAUAAAAAACGUAUUCAUGUUGUGCCUAA
Oncorhynchus kisutch (coho salmon) is the source of this 1669-nucleotide messenger RNA. Its product is annotated as GTPase IMAP family member 9-like. Gene Ontology annotation, molecular function: GTP binding. The coding region runs from base 97 to 1221 and encodes 374 amino acids. The transcript has 2 exons. NCBI's taxonomy places the organism in Eukaryota, Metazoa, Chordata, Actinopteri, Salmoniformes, Salmonidae. The record is from RefSeq and is a predicted model, not a curated record.